This is a messenger RNA of Rana temporaria (common frog), 16950 nucleotides long. Its product is annotated as mucin-17-like. The coding region runs from base 1 to 16950 and encodes 5649 amino acids. NCBI's taxonomy places the organism in Eukaryota, Metazoa, Chordata, Amphibia, Anura, Ranidae. The record is from RefSeq and is a predicted model, not a curated record. The transcript is spliced from 5 exons.
AUGGCUCCGGAUGUUACUAAUGAAUAUACUAUAUCUUCUAUUGACUUUAGAGAUACCAAUGAGGCUUCUGGUAACUUUACAGAUACCAAUGAGGCUUCUGGUAACUUUACAGAAUCCAGUGCACUUCCUACAUCUGCUUUGGAAACGUCCAAAACAUCUGCCAUUCCUGGAUAUAAAUCAACCAAUCACAAUAUAUCUACAAAACCACUGACUACAUCACCUCUAUUCUCAUCAGAACCCAGCAUUUCUCUAUCACAGUCUACUAAGGCUCCUAAUUUAUCUGCUGUUUUAUCAACAUCAGAAACCAGGACAGUUUCUUUACCAAAAACUGAACAGUCUACUGAAUUGAAUUUCAGUCCAUCUGAGAAUACCUCACAUGAAACAUUUACUUCUUCACCUCUAAUAUCACUAAAAGCAACAAUAACUGAAACAAAGAGUUCCAAAAUUAUUUCAGCUUCAGAAGCAACGAGCAGAUCUGAACAGGUAUCCUCUGAAUAUGAAACCAGUUUUGGCUUUACAUCUACAGAACAAAUUACUACAUCAUCCACAUUUCUGUCAGAACCCAGCGUAUCUAUAUCUUCAUCUACUGAGGACUCCAGUGCAUCUGCUAUUGUUUCCACAUUAGAACCUAGCCCAGCUCCAAUCAAUACCUCAGAGAGCACCAGUGCAUCUGCUUCCUCAUCUACUGAGAAAAUCACUACUUAUGAGUCAUCAUCAAAAUUUCAAACAUUUACUGAUACAACCAUCAAUGAAUCAUCUGCCUUUUCAUAUAUAACAUCACCUGAGGCAACACUUAAAGAAACAUCAGGUACAAAUAUGAUUUCAGCUUCAGAGGCAACAAGCAGAUCUGACCUGUCAUCCUCUGAAUAUGAUCCACAAGAAACAGUGAAGCAAGAAUCCAGUACAAAUAGGACUUCAGCUGCAGAAACAGCAAGUGGACCUGAGCUGUCAACCUCUGAAUUUGAAACCAUCUUUAAUUUUACAUCUACAGAACCACUGACUACAUCCUCUUUAAUUACAUCAGAACCUCUAUCUCCAUCUACAGAGCCAUCAAGCUCAGCCACUCUUCUUUUUACAGCAAAUCCCAGCACAGUUGCCAAAUAUACCUCAGAAUUUUCCAGCACAUUUGCUUCCACAUCCACUGAAGAAAGUAAUACUCAUGAGUCAUCAUCCAAAAUGCUCACAUCUAUAUUCACGGAAACUUCUGAAAGUGAAAGUGACCCUGUUUCACCAACAACUGAACAAUCUACUGAAUUACAUUCUUUACUAUCUGAGACUACUUCAAAUGAACCAUCUGCUUCUUCAAGUCUAACAUCACCAAAGGCAACAAUAAGGGAAACAUCGCAUACAAAUAUGAUUUCAUCUUCAGAGGCAACAAGUAGAACUGAGCUGUCAACCUCUGAAUAUGAAACACCCUUUGACUCUACAUCAUCUACAUUUACAUCAGAACCCAGCAUUUCUCUAAUCUCCUCUACAGAGCCAUCCAAUUCAGCCACUCUUCUUUUUACAACAGAGCCCAGCAAAGCUGCCAAACAUACUUCAGAAUUUUCCAGCACAGUUACUUCAACAUCUACUGAAGAAAUUAAUACUCAUGAGUCAUCAUCCAAAAUGCUCACAUCUAUAUUCACGGAAACAAUUGCUCAAAAUGUAAGUGACUAUGCUUCCCCAACAACUGAACAAUCUACUAAAUUACAUUCUUUACUAUCUGAAACUACUUCAAAUGAACCAUCUGCUUCUUCAAGUCUAACAUCAUCAAAGGCAACAAUAAGGGAAAUAUCACAUACAAAUAUGAUUUCAUCUUCAGAGGCAACAAGUAGAACUGAGCUGUCAACCUCCGAAAAUGAAACACUCGUUGACUCUACAUCUACAGAAGCACUGACUACAUCAUCUACAUUUACAUCAGAACCCAGCAUUUCUCUAAGCUCCUCUACAGAGCUAUCCAAUUCAGCCUCUCUUCUUUUUACAACAGAGCCAAGCACAGCUGCCAAACAUACUUCAGAAUUUUCCAGCACAGUUACUUCAACAUCUACUGAAGAAAGUAAUACUCUUGAGUCAUCAUCCAAAAUGCUCACAUCCAUAUUCACUGAAACUUCUGAAAGUGAAAGUAACCCUGCUUCCCCAACAACUGAACAAUCUACUGAAUUACAUUCUUUCCUAUCUGAGACUACUUCAAAUGAGCCAUCUGCUUCUUCAAGUCUAACAUCACCAAAGGCAACAAUAAGGGAAACAUUGCAUACAAAUAUGAUUUCAUCUUCAGAGGCAACAAGUAGAACUGAGCUGUCAACCUCUGAAUAUGAAACACCCUUUGACUCUACAUCUGCAGAACCACUAACUACAUCCUCUUUAUUUACAUCAGAACCCAGCAUGUCUCUAAUCUCAUCUACAGAGCAAUCCAAUUCAGCCUCUCUUCUUUUUACAACAGAGCCCAGCACAGCUGCCAAACAUACUUCAGAAUUUUCCAGCACAGUUACUUCAACAUCUACUGAAGAAAGUAAUACUCAUGAGUCAUCAUCCAAAAUGCUCACAUCUAUAUUCACUGAAACUUCUGAAAGUGAAAGUGACCCUGCUUCCACAACAACUGAACAAUCUACUGAAUUAUAUUCUUUCCUAUCUGAGACUACUUUAAAUGAGCCAUCUGCUUCUUCAAGUCUAACAUCACCAAAGGCAACAAUAAGGGAAACAUUGCAUACAAAUAUGAUUUCAUCUUUAGAGGCAACAAGUAGAACUGAGCUGUCAACUUCUGAAUAUGAAACACCCUUUGACUCUAUAACUACAGAACCACUGACUACAUUAUCUACAUUUACAUCAGAACCCAGCAUUUCUCGAAUCUCCUCUACAGAGCCAUCCAAUUCAGCCUCUCUUCUUUUUACAACAGAGCCCAGCACAGCUGCCAAACAUACUUCAGAAUUUUCCAGCACAGUUACUUCAACAUCUACUGAAGAAAGUAAUACUCUUGAGUCAUCAUCCAAAAUGCUUACAUCUAUAUUCAUUGAAACUUCUGAAAGUGAAAGUGCUUCUGCAUCUCCAACAACUGAACAAUCUACUGAAUUACAUUCUUUCCUAUCUGAGACUACUUUAAAUGAGCCAUCUGCUUCUUCAAGUCUAACAUCACCAAAGGCAACAAUAAGGGAAACAUUGCAUACAAAUAUGAUUUCAUCUUCAGAGGCAACAAGUAGAACUGAGCUGUCAACCUCUGAAUAUGAAACACCUUUUGACUCUACAUCUGCAGAACCACUAACUGCAUCCUCUUUAUUUACAUCAGAACCCAGCAUUUCUCCAAUCUCAUCUACAGAGCAAUCCAAUUCAGCCUCUCUGCUUUUUACAACAGAGCCCAGCACAGCUGCCAAACGUACUUCAGAAUUUUCCAGCACAGUUACUUCAACAUCUACUGAAGAAAGUAAUACUCUUGAGUCAUCAUCCAAAAUGCUCACAUCUAUAUUCACGGAAACAAUUGCUCAAAGUGUAAGUGACUUUGCUUCCCCAACAACUGAACAAUCAACUGAAUCACAUUCUUUCCUAUAUGAGACUACUUCAAAUGAACCAUCUGCUUCUUCAAGUCUAACAUCACCAAAGGCAACAAUAAGGGAAACAUUGCAUACAAAUAUGAUUUCAUCUUCAGAGGCAACAAGUAGAACUGAGCUGUCAACCUCCGAAAAUGAAACACCCUUUGACUCUACAUCUGCAGAAGCACUGACUACAUCAUCUACAUUUACAUCAGAACCCAGCAUUUCUCUAAUCUCGUCUACAGAGCCAUCAAAUUCAGCCACUCUUCUUUUUACAACAGAGCCCAGCACAGCUGUCAAACACACUUCAGAAUUUUCCAGCACAGUUACUUCAACAUCUACUGAAGAAAGUAAUACUCAUGUGUCAUCAUCCAAAAUGCUUACAUCUAUAUUCACUGAAACUUCUGAAAGUGAAAGUGCUUCUGCAUCUCCAACAACUGAACAAUCUACCGAAUUACAUUCUUUCCUAUCUGAGACUACUUUAAAUGAACCAUCUGCUUCUUCACUUCUAACAUCACCAAAGGCAACAAUAGGGGAAACAUUGCAUACAAAUAUGAUUUCAUCUUCAGAGGCAACAAGUAGAACUGAGCUGUCAACCUCUGAAUAUGAAACACCUUUUGACUCUACAUCUGCAGAACCACUAACUGCAUCCUCUUUAUUUACAUCAGAACCCAGCAUUUCUCUAAUCUCAUCUACAGAGCAAUCCAAUUCAGCCUAUCUUCUUUUUACAACAGAGCCCAGCACAGCUGCCAAACAUACUUCAGAAUUUUCCAGCACAGUUACUUCAACAUCUACUAAAGAAAUUAAUACUCAUGAGUCAUCAUCCAAAAUGCUCACAUCCAUAUUCACUGAAACUUCUGAACGUGAAAGUGACCCUGCUUCCACAACAACUGAACAAUCUACUGAAUUACAUUCUUUCCUAUCUGAGACUACUUUAAAUCAACCAUCUGCUUCUUCAAGUCUAACAUCACCAAAGGCAACAAUAAGGGAAACAUUGCAUACAAAUAUGAUUUCAUCUUCAGAGGCAACAAGUAGAACUAAGCUGUCAACCUCCGAAAAUGGAACACCCUUUGACUCUACAUCUACAGAAGCAAUGACCACAUCAUCUACAUUUACAUCAGAACCCAGCAUUUCUCUAAUCUCGUCUACAGAGCCAUCCAAUUCAGCCUCUCUUCUUUUUACAACAGAACCCAGCACAGCUGCCAAACAUACUUCAGAAUUUUCCAGCACAGUUACUUCAACAUCUACUGAAGAAAGUAAUACUCUUGAGUCAUCAUCCAAAAUGCUCACAUCUAUAUUCACUGAAACUUCUGAAAGUGAAAGUGCUUCUGCAAUUCCAACAACUGAACAAUCUACCGAAUUACAUUCUUUCCUAUCUGAGACUACUUUAAAUGAACCAUCUGCUUCUUCACUUCUAACAUCACCAAAGGCAACAAUAAGGGAAACAUUGCAUACAAAUAUGAUUUCAUCUUCAGAGGCAACAAGUAGAACUGAGCUGUCAACCUCUGAAUAUGAAACACCCUUUGACUCUACAUCUGCAGAACCACUAACUGCAUCCUCUUUAUUUACAUCAGAACCCAGCAUUUCUCCAAUCUCAUCUACAGAGCAAUCCAAUUCAGCCUCUCUUCUUUUUACAACAGAGCCCAGCACAGCUACCAAACAUACUUCAGAAUUUUCCAGCACAGUUGCUUCAACAUCUACUGAAGAAAGUAAUACUCUUGAGUCAUCAUCCAAAAUGCUCACAUCUAUAUUCACUGAAACUUCUGAAAGUGAAAGUGCUUCUGCAUCUCCAACAACUGAACAAUCUACUGAAUUACAUUCUUUCCUAUCUGAGACUACUUUAAAUCAACCAUCUGCUUCUUCACUUCUAACAUCACCAAAGGCAACAAUAGGGGAAACAUUGCAUACAAAUAUGAUUUCAUCUUCAGAGGCAACAAGUAGAACUGAGCUGUCAACCUCUGAAUAUGAAACACCUUUUGACUCUACAUCUGCAGAACCACUAACUGCAUCCUCUUUAUUUACAUCAGAACCCAGCAUGUCUCUAAUCUCAUCUUCAGAGCAAUCCAAUUCAGCCUCUCUUCUUUUUACAACAGAGCCCAGCACAGCUGCCAAACAUACUUCAGAAUUUUCCAGCACAGUUACUUCAACAUCUACUGAAGAAAGUAAUACUCAUGAGUCAUCAUCCAAAAUGCUCACAUCUAUAUUCACGGAAACAAUUGCUCAAAGUUUAAGUGACCUUGCUUCCCCAACAACUGAACAAUCUACUGAAUUACAUUCUUUACUAUCUGAGACUACUUCAAAUGAACCAUCUGCUUCUUCAAGUCUAACAUCACCAAAGGCAACAAUAAGGGAAACAUCGCAUACAAAUAUGAUUUCAUCUUCAGAGGCAACAAGUAGAACUGAGCUGUCAACCUCUGAAUAUGAAACACCCUUUGACGCUGCAUCUGCAGAACCACUAACUACAUCCUCUUUAUUUACAUCAGAACCCAGCAUUUCUCCAAUCUCAUCUACAGAGCAAUCCAAUUCAGCCACUCUUCUUUUUACAACAGAGCCCAGCACAGCUGCCAAACAUACUUCAGAAUUUUCCAGCACAGUUACAUCAACAUCUACUGAAGAAAGUAAUACUCUUGAGUCAUCAUCCAAAAUGCUCACAUCUAUAUUCACUGAAACUUCUGAAAGUGAAAGUGCUUCUGCAUCUCCAACAACUGAACAAUCUACUGAAUUACAUUCUUUCCUCUCUGAGACUACUUUAAAUCAACCAUCUGCUUCUUCACUUCUAACAUCACCAAAGGCAACAAUAAGGGAAACGUUGCAUACAAAUAUGAUUUCAUCUUCAGAGGCAACAAGUAGAACUGAGCUGUCAACCUCCGAAAAUGGAACACCCUUUGACUCUACAUCUACAGAAGCAAUGACCACAUCAUCUACAUUUACAUCAGAACCCAGCAUUUCUCUAAUCUCGUCUACAGAGCCAUCCAAUUCCGCCUCUCUUCUUUUUACAACAGAACCCAGCACAGCUGCCAAACAUACUUCAGAAUUUUCCAGCACAGUUACUUCAACAUCUACUGAAGAAAGUAAUACUCUUGAGUCAUCAUCCAAAAUGCUCACAUCUAUAUUCACUGAAACUUCUGAAAGUGAAAAUGCUUCUGCAACUCCAACAACUGAACAAUCUACCGAAUUACAUUCUUUCCUAUCUGAGACUACUUUAAAUGAACCAUCUGCUUCUUCACUUCUAACAUCACCAAAGGCAACAAUAAGGGAAACAUCGCAUACAAAUAUGAUUUCAUCUUCAGAGGCAACAAGUAGAACUGAGCUGUCAACCUCUGAAUAUGAAACACCUUUUGACUCUACAUCUGCAGAACCACUAACUGCAUCCUCUUUAUUUACAUCAGAACCCAGCAUUUCUCCAAUCUCAUCUACAGAGCAAUCCAAUUCAGCCUCUCUUCUUUUUACAACAGAGCCCAGCACAGCUGCCAAACAUACUUCAGAAUUUUCCAGCACAGUUACUUCAACAUCUACUGAAGAAAGUAAUACUCAUGAGUCAUCAUCCAAAAUGCUCACAUCUAUAUUCACGGAAACAAUUGCUCAAAGUUUAAGUGACCUUGCUUCCCCAACAACUGAACAAUCUACUGAAUUACAUUCUUUCCUAUCUGAGACUACUUCAAAUGAACCAUCUGCUUCUUCAAGUCUAACAUCACCAAAGGCAACAAUAAGGGAAACAUUGCAUACAAAUAUGAUUUCAUCUUCAGAGGCAACAAGUAGAACUGAGCUGUCAACCUCUGAAUAUGAAACACCCUUUGACGCUGCAUCUGCAGAACCACUAACUACAUCCUCUUUAUUUACAUCAGAACCCAGCAUUUCUCCAAUCUCAUCUACAGAGCAAUCCAAUUCAGCCACUCUUCUUUUUACAACAGAGCCCAGCACAGCUGCCAAACAUACUUCAGAAUUUUCCAGCACAGUUACUUCAACAUCUACUGAAGAAAUUAAUACUCUUGAGUCAUCAUCCAAAAUGCUCACAUCUAUAUUCACGGAAACAAUUGCUCAAAGUGUAAGUGACUUUGCUUCCCCAACAACUGAACAAUCAACUGAAUCACAUUCUUUCCUAUAUGAGACUACUUCAAAUGAACCAUCUGCUUCUUCAAGUCUAACAUCACCAAAGGCAACAAUAAGGGAAACAUCGCAUACAAAUAUGAUUUCAUCUUCAGAGGCAACAAGUAGAACUGAGCUGUCAACCUCCGAAAAUGAAACACCCUUUGACUUUACAUCUACAGAGGCACUGACUACAUCAUCUACAUUUACAUCAGAACCCAGCAUUUCUCUAAUCUCGUCUACAGAGCCAUCAAAUUCAGCCACUCUUCUUUUUACAACAGAGCCCAGCACAGCUGUCAAACACACUUCAGAAUUUUCCAGCACAGUUACUUCAACAUCUACUGAAGAAAGUAAUACUCAUGGGUCAUCAUCCAAAAUGCUUACAUCUAUAUUCACUGAAACUUCUGAAAGUGAAAGUGCUUCUGCAUCUCCAACAACUGAACAAUCUACCGAAUUACAUUCUUUCCUAUCUGAGACUACUUUAAAUGAACCAUCUGCUUCUUCACUUCUAACAUCACCAAAGGCAACAAUAGGGGAAACAUUGCAUACAAAUAUGAUUUCAUCUUCAGAGGCAACAAGUAGAACUGAGCUGUCAACCUCUGAAUAUGAAACACCUUUUGACUCUACAUCUGCAGAACCACUAACUGCAUCCUCUUUAUUUACAUCAGAUCCUAGCAUGUCUCUAAUCUCAUCUACAGAGCAAUACAAUUCAGCCUCUCUUCUUUUUACAACAGAGCCCAGCACAGCUGCCAAACAUACUUCAGAAUUUUCCAGCACAGUUAUUUCAACAUCUACUAAAGAAAUUAAUACUCAUGAGUCAUCAUCCAAAAUGCUCACAUCCAUAUUCACUGAAACUUCUGAAAGUGAAAGUGACCCUGCUUCCACAACAACUGAACAAUCUACUGAAUUACAUUCUUUCCUAUCUGAGACUACUUCAAAUGAGCCAUCUGCUUCUUCAAGUCUAACAUCACCAAAGGCAACAAUAAGGGAAACAUUGCAUACAAAUAUGAUUUCAUCUUCAGAGGCAACAAGUAGAACUGAGCUGUCAACCUCUGAAUAUGAAACACCCUUUGACUCUACAUCUGCAGAACCACUGACUACAUCAUCUACAUUUGCAUCAGAACCCAGCAUUUCUCCAAUCUCGUCUACAGAGCCAUCCAAUUCAGCCUCUCUUCUUUUUACAACAGAGCCCAGCACAGCUGCCAAACAUACUUCAGAAUUUUCCAGCACAGUUACUUCAACAUCUACUGAAGAAAGUAAUACUCUUGAGUCAUCAUCCAAAAUGCUCACAUCUAUAUUCACUGAAACUUCUGAAAGUGAAAGUGCUUCUGCAUCUCCAACAACUGAACAAUCUACUGAAUUACAUUCUUUCCUAUCUGAGACUACUUUAAAUCAACCAUCUGCUUCUUCACUUCUAACAUCACCAAAGGCAACAAUAGGGGAAACAUUGCAUACAAAUAUGAUUUCAUCUUCAGAGGCAACAAGUAGAACUGAGCUGUCAACCUCUGAAUAUGAAACACCUUUUGACUCUACAUCUGCAGAACCACUAACUGCAUCCUCUUUAUUUACAUCAGAACCCAGCAUGUCUCUAAUCUCAUCUUCAGAGCAAUCCAAUUCAGCCUCUCUUCUUUUUACAACAGAGCCCAGCACAGCUGCCAAACAUACUUCAGAAUUUUCCAGCACAGUUACUUCAACAUCUACUGAAGAAAGUAAUACUCUUGAGUCAUCAUCCAAAAUGCUCACAUCUAUAUUCACGGAAACAAUUGCUCAAAGUGUAAGUGACUUUGCUUCCCCAACAACUGAACAAUCAACUGAAUCACAUUCUUUCCUAUAUGAGACUACUUCAAAUGAACCAUCUGCUUCUUCAAGUCUAACAUCACCAAAGGCAACAAUAAGGGAAACAUUGCAUACAAAUAUGAUUUCAUCUUCAGAGGCAACAAGUAGAACUGAGCUGUCAACCUCCGAAAAUGAAACACCCUUUGACUCUACAUCUGCAGAAGCACUGACUACAUCAUCUACAUUUACAUCAGAACCCAGCAUUUCUCUAAUCUCGUCUACAGAGCCAUCAAAUUCAGCCACUCUUCUUUUUACAACAGAGCCCAGCACAGCUGUCAAACACACUUCAGAAUUUUCCAGCACAGUUACUUCAACAUCUACUGAAGAAAGUAAUACUCAUGUGUCAUCAUCCAAAAUGCUUACAUCUAUAUUCACUGAAACUUCUGAAAGUGACCCUGCUUCUGCAUCUCCAACAACUGAACAAUCUACCGAAUUACAUUCUUUCCUAUCUGAGACUACUUUAAAUGAACCAUCUGCUUCUUCACUUCUAACAUCACCAAAGGCAACAAUAGGGGAAACAUUGCAUACAAAUAUGAUUUCAUCUUCAGAGGCAACAAGUAGAACUGAGCUGUCAACCUCUGAAUAUGAAACACCUUUUGACUCUACAUCUGCAGAACCACUAACUGCAUCCUCUUUAUUUACAUCAGAACCCAGCAUUUCUCUAAUCUCAUCUACAGAGCAAUCCAAUUCAGCCUCUCUUCUUUUUACAACAGAGCCCAGCACAGCUGCCAAACAUACUUCAGAAUUUUCCAGCACAGUUACUUCAACAUCUACUAAAGAAAUUAAUACUCAUGAGUCAUCAUCCAAAAUGCUCACAUCCAUAUUCACUGAAACUCCUGAACGUGAAAGUGACCCUGCUUCCACAACAACUGAACAAUCUACUGAAUUACAUUCUUUCCUAUCUGAGACUACUUUAAAUCAACCAUCUGCUUCUUCAAGUCUAACAUCACCAAAGGCAACAAUAAGGGAAACAUCGCAUACAAAUAUGAUUUCAUCUUCAGAGGCAACAAGUAGAACUAAGCUGUCAACCUCCGAAAAUGGAACACCCUUUGACUCUACAUCUACAGAAGCAAUGACCACAUCAUCUACAUUUACAUCAGAACCCAGCAUUUCUCUAAUCUCGUCUACAGAGCCAUCCAAUUCAGCCUCUCUUCUUUUUACAACAGAACCCAGCACAGCUGCCAAACAUACUUCAGAAUUUUCCAGCACAGUUACUUCAACAUCUACUGAAGAAAGUAAUACUCUUGAGUCAUCAUCCAAAAUGCUCACAUCUAUAUUCACUGAAACUUCUGAAAGUGAAAGUGCUUCUGCAAUUCCAACAACUGAACAAUCUACUGAAUUACAUUCUUUCCUAUCUGAGACUACUUUAAAUGAACCAUCUGCUUCUUCACUUCUAACAUCACCAAAGGCAACAAUAAGGGAAACAUCGCAUACAAAUAUGAUUUCAUCUUCAGAGGCAACAAGUAGAACUGAGCUGUCAACCUCUGAAUAUGAAACACCCUUUGACUCUACAUCUGCAGAACCACUAACUGCAUCCUCUUUAUUUACAUCAGAACCCAGCAUUUCUCCAAUCUCAUCUACAGAGCAAUCCAAUUCAGCCUCUCUUCUUUUUACAACAGAGCCCAGCACAGCUACCAAACAUACUUCAGAAUUUUCCAGCACAGUUGCUUCAACAUCUACUGAAGAAAUUAAUACUCUUGAGUCAUCAUCCAAAAUGCUCACAUCUAUAUUCACUGAAACUUCUGAAAGUGAAAGUGCUUCUGCAUCUCCAACAACUGAACAAUCUACUGAAUUACAUUCUUUCCUAUCUGAGACUACUUUAAAUCAACCAUCUGCUUCUUCACUUCUAACAUCACCAAAGGCAACAAUAGGGGAAACAUUGCAUACAAAUAUGAUUUCAUCUUCAGAGGCAACAAGUAGAACUGAGCUGUCAACCUCUGAAUAUGAAACACCUUUUGACUCUACAUCUGCAGAACCACUAACUGCAUCCUCUUUAUUUACAUCAGAACCCAUCAUGUCUCUAAUCUCAUCUUCAGAGCAAUCCAAUUCAGCCUCUCUUCUUUUUACAACAGAGCCCAGCACAGCUGCCAAACAUACUUCAGAAUUUUCCAGCACAGUUACUUCAACAUCUACUGAAGAAAGUAAUACUCAUGAGUCAUCAUCCAAAAUGCUCACAUCUAUAUUCACGGAAACAAUUGCUCAAAGUUUAAGUGACCUUGCUUCCCCAACAACUGAACAAUCUACUGAAUUACAUUCUUUACUAUCUGAGACUACUUCAAAUGAACCAUCUGCUUCUUCAAGUCUAACAUCACCAAAGGCAACAAUAAGGGAAACAUCGCAUACAAAUAUGAUUUCAUCUUCAGAGGCAACAAGUAGAACUGAGCUGUCAACCUCUGAAUAUGAAACACCCUUUGACGCUGCAUCUGCAGAACCACUAACUACAUCCUCUUUAUUUACAUCAGAACCCAGCAUUUCUCCAAUCACAUCUACAGAGCAAUCCAAUUCAGCCACUCUUCUUUUUACAACAGAGCCCAGCACAGCUGCCAAACAUACUUCAGAAUUUUCCAGCACAGUUACUUCAACAUCUACUGAAGAAAGUAAUACUCUUGAGUCAUCAUCCAAAAUGCUCACAUCUAUAUUCACUGAAACUUCUGAAAGUGAAAGUGCUUCUGCAUCUCCAACAACUGAACAAUCUACUGAAUUACAUUCUUUCCUCUCUGAGACUACUUUAAAUCAACCAUCUGCUUCUUCACUUCUAACAUCACCAAAGGCAACAAUAAGGGAAACGUUGCAUACAAAUAUGAUUUCAUCUUCAGAGGCAACAAGUAGAACUGAGCUGUCAACCUCUGAAAAUGGAACACCCUUUGACUCUACAUCUACAGAAGCAAUGACCACAUCAUCUACAUUUACAUCAGAACCCAGCAUUUCUCUAAUCUCGUCUACAGAGCCAUCCAAUUCCGCCUCUCUUCUUUUUACAACAGAACCCAGCACAGCUGCCAAACAUACUUCAGAAUUUUCCAGCACAGUUACUUCAACAUCUACUGAAGAAAGUAAUACUCUUGAGUCAUCAUCCAAAAUGCUCACAUCUAUAUUCACUGAAACUUCUGAAAGUGAAAAUGCUUCUGCAACUCCAACAACUGAACAAUCUACCGAAUUACAUUCUUUCCUAUCUGAGUCUACUUUAAAUGAACCAUCUGCUUCUUCACUUCUAACAUCACCAAAGGCAACAAUAAGGGAAACAUCGCAUACAAAUAUGAUUUCAUCUUCAGAGGCAACAAGUAGAACUGAGCUGUCAACCUCUGAAUAUGAAACACCUUUUGACUCUACAUCUGCAGAACCACUAACUGCAUCCUCUUUAUUUACAUCAGAACCCAGCAUUUCUCCAAUCUCAUCUACAGAGCAAUCCAAUUCAGCCUCUCCUCUUUUUACAACAGAGCCCAGCACAGCUGCCAAACAUACUUCAGAAUUUUCCAGCACAGUUACUUCAACAUCUACUGAAGAAAGUAAUACUCAUGAGUCAUCAUCCAAAAUGCUCACAUCUAUAUUCACGGAAACAAUUGCUCAAAGUUUAAGUGACCUUGCUUCCCCAACAACUGAACAAUCUACUGAAUUACAUUCUUUCCUAUCUGAGACUACUUCAAAUGAACCAUCUGCUUCUUCAAGUCUAACAUCACCAAAGGCAACAAUAAGGGAAACAUCGCAUACAAAUAUGAUUUCAUCUUCAGAGGCAACAAGUAGAACUGAGCUGUCAACCUCUGAAUAUGAAACACCCUUUGACACUGCAUCUGCAGAACCACUAACUACAUCCUCUUUAUUUACAUCAGAACCCAGCAUUUCUCCAAUCUCAUCUACAGAGCAAUCCAAUUCAGCCACUCUUCUUUUUACAACAGAGCCCAGCACAGCUGCCAAACAUACUUCAGAAUUUUCCAGCACAGUUACUUCAACAUCUACUGAAGAAAUUAAUACUCUUGAGUCAUCAUCCAAAAUGCUCACAUCUAUAUUCACGGAAACAAUUGCUCAAAGUGUAAGUGACUUUGCUUCCCCAACAACUGAACAAUCAACUGAAUCACAUUCUUUCCUAUAUGAGACUACUUCAAAUGAACCAUCUGCUUCUUCAAGUCUAACAUCACCAAAGGCAACAAUAAGGGAAACAUCGCAUACAAAUAUGAUUUCAUCUUCAGAGGCAACAAGUAGAACUGAGCUGUCAACCUCCGAAAAUGAAACACCCUUUGACUUUACAUCUACAGAGGCACUGACUACAUCAUCUACAUUUACAUCAGAACCCAGCAUUUCUCUAAUCUCGUCUACAGAGCCAUCAAAUUCAGCCACUCUUCUUUUUACAACAGAGCCCAGCACAGCUGUCAAACACACUUCAGAAUUUUCCAGCACAGUUACUUCAACAUCUACUGAAGAAAGUAAUACUCAUGGGUCAUCAUCCAAAAUGCUUACAUCUAUAUUCACUGAAACUUCUGAAAGUGAAAGUGCUUCUGCAUCUCCAACAACUGAACAAUCUACCGAAUUACAUUCUUUCCUAUCUGAGACUACUUUAAAUGAACCAUCUGCUUCUUCACUUCUAACAUCACCAAAGGCAACAAUAGGGGAAACAUUGCAUACAAAUAUGAUUUCAUCUUCAGAGGCAACAAGUAGAACUGAGCUGUCAACCUCUGAAUAUGAAACACCUUUUGACUCUACAUCUGCAGAACCACUAACUGCAUCCUCUUUAUUUACAUCAGAACCCAGCAUGUCUCUAAUCUCAUCUACAGAGCAAUCCAAUUCAGCCUCUCUUCUUUUUACAACAGAGCCCAGCACAGCUGCCAAACAUACUUCAGAAUUUUCCAGCACAGUUACUUCAACAUCUACUAAAGAAAUUAAUACUCAUGAGUCAUCAUCCAAAAUGCUCACAUCCAUAUUCACUGAAACUUCUGAAAGUGAAAGUGACCCUGCUUCCACAACAACUGAACAAUCUACUGAAUUACAUUCUUUCCUAUCUGAGACUACUUCAAAUGAGCCAUCUGCUUCUUCAAGUCUAACAUCACCAAAGGCAACAAUAAGGGAAACAUUGCAUACAAAUAUGAUUUCAUCUUCAGAGGCAACAAGUAGAACUGAGCUGUCAACCUCUGAAUAUGAAACACCCUUUGACUCUACAUCUGCAGAACCACUGACUACAUCAUCUACAUUUGCAUCAGAACCCAGCAUUUCUCCAAUCUCGUCUACAGAGCCUUCCAAUUCAGCCUCUCUUCUUUUUACAAUAGAGCCCAGCACAGCUGCCAAACAUACUUCAGAUUUUUCCAGCACAGUUACUUCAACAUCUACUGAAGAAAGUAAUACUCUUGAGUCAUCAUCCAAAAUGCUCACAUCUAUAUUCACUGAAACUUCUGAAAGUGAAAGUGCUUCUGCAUCUCCAACAACUGAACAAUCUACUGAAUUACAUUCUUUCCUAUCUGAGACUACUUUAAAUCAACCAUCUGCUUCUUCACUUCUAACAUCACCAAAUGCAACAAUAAGGGAAACAUUGCAUACAAAUAUGAUUUUAUCUUCAGAGGCAACAAGUAGAACUGAGCUGUCAACCUCCGAAAAUGGAACACCCUUUGACUCUACAUCUACAGAAGCAAUGACCACAUCAUCUACAUUUACAUCAGAACCCAGCAUUUCUCUAAUCUCGUCUACAGAGCCAUCCAAUUCAGCCUCUCUUCUUUUUACAACAGAACCCAGCACAGCUGCCAAACAUACUUCAGAAUUUUCCAGCACAGUUACUUCAACAUCUACUGAAGAAAGUAAUACUCUUGAGUCAUCAUCCAAAAUGCUCACAUCUAUAUUCACUGAAACUUCUGAAAGUGAAAGUGUUUCUGCAACAACUGAACAAUCUACCGAAUUACAUUCUUUCCUAUCUGAGACUACUUUAAAUGAACCAUCUGCUUCUUCACAUCUAACAUCACUAAAGGCAACAAUAAGGGAAACAUUGCAUACAAAAACGAUUUCAUCUUCAGAAACGACAAGCCAGUCAUCUCUUUUAACUUCAGAAACCAGUACUUCUGAAACUUUAACCUCAGACUCAUUUAGUACAAUCAGUGAUUUUUCAAUGACAGAAACCAACAUACUUCCUAAACCUACAGAGCAAAGCUUUAGUAAUUCUGUUUCCACAUCCGAUAAAACGAAUACGACUUCCGAGUUAUCUUCAAAAAUGAAAACAAGUUCAAACUCUAUUACAAAUUCUGAAGAUCAAAGUACCUCUGUUUACCGAACAUCUAAAAAAUCUUCUUUGGUGGAUUCUAACACCUCUCAAAGCACACCUGUUCAUUCACCUAUUUCUUCAAUUGUUACAGUACCACAGACAACAGAAGUGGAAACACCACAAGCUAUGGAAUUCUCUACUUCAAAAAUAAUAGACACCCCUACUCUAGCCACCUCUGAACAUGUAUUUAGCUUUACUACUACUGUAAAUCAGACUAUGCCAUUUGCAUUUACUACAGACACUUCUGAAGCUUUGUCUACAGAAUCAUCUAGUAAAACUGAUAUGUUUUCCAGGACAGAAACCAGCACACAUCCUACAUCUACUUUACAAGUCUCUGGUAUCAAAACAUCUGCAUCCACUACAGUAACUAAUAUGUCUGCAUCGUCGACAUUCACCGUCAAAACUACUGAAAUUGAAAGCACCCCUGCUUUUCCAGCCACAAAACAGUCUACAGAGUUUAUUAUAUCUUCAACUAGCUUACUUCAACCUUCUGCUUCUUCAGCCAACACAUUGCCAAAGGCAACAAAUAUGAAAACACCAGUGGCAUAUUCAAGAGAAACAGAUAGCUAUACACUUUCAACCUCUGAACAUAGAGUAACAUCUGAUUUUACAUCUGAUAAACUACCAACAAUGUCUUCAUUUACCUCAGAAAUUGUCAAUUCUGAAUCUUUAUCUACAAAAUUACCCAAUACAAAUGGUCUUUUUUCAGCUACGGAGUCUAGCUCAUCUUCUACUUCAAAAAUUCUCAGUAUGUUUGUUUCCACACCAGCUACAAAUGAUUUCAUCACUAAAACGGCUAAAAUUGAGAGCCCCCCUGCUACCCCAACAACUGGACAGUCUAAUGUGUCAUUUUUUAGCAUGCCUGAAACCACAUCAUACCAGCCAAAAAACAUGGAAACAUCAUCUGCAGUCUCAACGGCUGAACACUCUACCUCUUUGGCGUCUAGUUCCCAUAAAACCACAUCACUUAAACAUUUUACUUCUUCAACCAUGACUUCUCUAAAGCCGUCAGAUAAGGAAGCAUUGAGUGUUAAUGAUUUUUCAACUUCACAAAUCCCUAGCAGCUCAACACAAUCACAAUUAAAAGGUUCCUCAGCACCUAUCCCUAAUGCAACUACUACAUCUAAAGCUUCUACCACAUUUACUGAAAAUAAUGGUGUAUCUACAUCAGCUAGCUCAGAGACAACAUCAUCUUUGUUUUAUGUCCCAUCAUCCAGCACUGUUUUGAAUUCAACAGCAUUUCUCAGUGAUUCAUCUUCAUCAUCGUCACAAACAGGUACAUUUUUCUUUUAA